Messenger RNA from Empidonax traillii (willow flycatcher), 3058 nucleotides. It is a transcript of the gene ZER1, whose product is annotated as zyg-11 related cell cycle regulator. Gene Ontology annotation, cellular component: Cul2-RING ubiquitin ligase complex. Lineage: Eukaryota; Metazoa; Chordata; Aves; Passeriformes; Tyrannidae. Gene Ontology annotation, molecular function: protein binding. The coding region runs from base 287 to 2587 and encodes 766 amino acids. The transcript has 16 exons. The record is from RefSeq and is a predicted model, not a curated record.
CCCCCCGCGGCGCGGGCGUUCCGGCCCGGCCGGCGUUUCCGGGGGAGGCGGCGGCGCUUCCGGCGCGGCGGGAGGAAGUGACGGCGGGUUUGUUGACAGCGGAGGCCGCACGGGGGGAGCGGGGCCGAGCAGGACGCGGAGCCCGCCCCGGGCAGCGGCACCAGCCCCCCAUGGCGCCAGCUGGCCCCAUGUCCCUGUAAAUCCAGCCCGGAACUUCAGCUGAGGAAAGGAUCUCCUGAAUCAAAAGCUUCCUCCUGCUCUUCCCCUUCCCACAACUCCCCCCAGGAUGGCAUCCGACAGCCCCGAGUCGCUGAUGACCCUGUGCACCGACUUCUGCCUUCGCAACCUGGAGGGGACCCUCUGCUACCUCCUGGACAACGAAACGCUGCGGCUCCACCCCGACAUCUUCCUGCCCAGCGAGAUCUGCGACAAACUCGUCAACGAGUACGUGGAGCUGGUGAAGACAGACAGCAUCUUCGAGCCCCAUGAAAGCUUCUUCACCCUCUUCUCAGACCCACGGAGCACCAGGCUGGCUCGGAUCCACCUGCGGGAACAGAUUGUGCAGGACCAGGACCUGGAGGCCAUCAGGAAGCAGGACCUCGUUGAGCUCUACCUGACUAACUGUGAGAAGCUGACAGCUAAGAGCCUGCAAACCUUGGUGAGCUUCAGCCACACACUGAUCUCCCUGAGCCUCUUUGGCUGCUGCAAUAUCUUCUACGAGGAGGAGAACCCCGGGGGGUGUGAGGAUGACUGUCUGGUGAACCCCACCCGCCAGGUCUUGGUCAAGGACUUUACCUUCGAAGGCUUCAGCCGCCUGCGCUUCCUGAACCUGGGCCGCCUGAUCGAGGGGGUGAAUGUGGAGAGCCUGCUGCGGCCUCUGGCCUCCCUGGCAGCUCUGGAUCUCUCUGGGAUCCAGCUCAAUGACGUGGGAUUCCUCACCCAGUGGAAGGACACUCUGGUUUCCUUAGUGCUUUACAACAUGGACCUGUCAGAGGAGCACAUCCAAGUGAUCGCACAGCUCCGCAAGCUCAGGCACUUGGAUAUCUCCCGAGACCAUCUGUCCAGUUAUUACAAGUUCAAGCUGACCCGGCGGGUUCUGAACCUGUUUGUGGAGAACCUGGUGAACCUCAGCUCGCUCGACAUCUCAGGGCACACCAUGCUGGAGAACUGCACCAUCCCCAGCAUGGAGGAGAAGAUGGGCCAGACAAGCAUUGAGCCAGCAAAGAGCAGCAUUGCUCCCUUCAGGGGGCUCAAACGGCCACUCCAGUUCCUGGGCCUUUUUGAAACGUCCCUCUGCCGCCUGACACAUAUUCCAGCCUACAAGGUGAGUGGAGACAAGAACGAAGAGCAAGUCCUGAAUGCCAUCGAGGCUUACACGGAGCACCGGCCGGAGAUCACGUCCCGCGCCAUCAACCUCCUGUUCGACAUCGCCCGCAUCGAGCGCUGCAGCCAGCUGCUGAGAGCCCUGCAGCUGGUGAUCACAGCCCUCAAGUGCCACAAGGAUGACAAAAACAUCCAGGUGACAGGCAGCGCGGCGCUGUUCUACCUGACCAACUCCGAGUACCGCAUGGAGCAGAGCGUGAAGCUGCGGCGCCAGGUCAUCCAGGUGGUGCUCAACGGCAUGGAGUCCUACCAGGAGGUCACAGUGCAGCGGAACUGCUGCCUGACACUGUGUAACUUCAGCAUUCCCGAGGAGCUGGAAUUCCAGUACCGGAGGGUCAACGAGCUGCUGCUCAACAUCCUCAACCAGAGCCGGCAGGACGAGUCCAUCCAGCGCAUCGCCGUGCACCUCUGCAAUGCCCUGGUCUGCCAGGUGGACAACGACCACAAAGAAGCUGUGGGCAAGAUGGGGUUUGUCAUGACAAUGCUAAAGCUGAUUCAGAAGAAGUUGGCUGAUAAAACGUGUGAUCAGGUGAUGGAGUUCUCCUGGAGUGCCCUGUGGAACAUCACUGAUGAGACCCCAGAUAACUGUGAGAUGUUCCUUAACUACAGCGGCAUGAAACUGUUCUUGGAGUGCUUGAAAGAAUUCCCAGAGAAACAGGAGCUGCACCGCAACAUGCUGGGCCUCCUGGGCAACGUGGCAGAGGUGAAGGAGCUCCGCCCUCAGCUCAUGACCUCGCAGUUCAUCAGUGUGUUCAGCAACCUGCUGGAGAGCAAAGCCGAUGGGAUCGAGGUGUCCUAUAACGCCUGUGGAGUGCUCUCCCAUAUCAUGUUCGAUGGGCCAGAGGCCUGGGGGAUCUGUGAGCCCCACCGAGAGGAAGUUGUGAAGAGGAUGUGGGCAGCCAUCCAGAGCUGGGAUAUCAACUCCAGGAGAAAUAUCAAUUACAGGUCAUUUGAACCAAUCCUCCGACUUCUUCCCCAAGGAAUCUCCCCAGUCAGCCAGCACUGGGCCACCUGGGCACUCUAUAACCUGGUCUCUGUCUACCCUGACAAGUACUGCCCACUGCUGAUCAAAGAAGGUGGGAUCCCCCUCCUGAAGGACAUGAUCAAAAUGGCCUCAGCACGGCAAGAGACCAAGGAGAUGGCCCGGAAAGUUAUAGAGCACUGCAGUAACUUUAAGGAGGAGAACAUGGACACUUCCAGAUAGAGGCACUCCCCCAGUGCCUCUUGCCAGCACUGUAUCCAGCUUCUCUCUAACUCACUGUACAUAGGGAGGACUCUUUCUUACCAACUCGCCCGUUGGAAGGAAACUUUAUGUGUGUGUGUGAGACCCUCAGUAGAUGAAGGUGAACAGAGGAGGGGGGGAGGGACUUUUUGCACAACAAAAUGCUUUCCUUAACUUAGUGGACUUUUUUUUGUUAUGAAGUUUCAGGUUGAAGUUCCGUGUGUAUGAUUUCUGUAUAAAAAAGAAAACAAAAAACAAAGACAACAACUACAUUAUGUAUCUUUUAACCUUUUUAUUUUAGACCACACCGAGAGCCUCAAAUGACCAUGAGCUUGAAGACCUAGUUGUGUGAUCACUAGUGUGACAUGUUUAUUUCCCACUUCUUAGAGAAUUCCCUUUUUGCUGUACUGCAUGAGGUCUUGUAAUGUCUGCAAGAACACCAGUCCUGAAUCA